CUGUUAUUUACAUGUGCUUUGACCUGACACGUCGAGGCAUGGUUUGAUGCGUUUUGCAAACUACUAGCUUGAUGUAUCUGCUGCUCCGUGAUAAAAUUACAAUAUAGUUGAAAUACACAAUUAUAAUCAUUGUCAUAUUUUUUACUGAAUGUUGGCAUACCUCAGCGAUUCAAUUACGUACUACUUUUCAGUGAAUGACAUACUAACUUCAGCGAAUAGAGCAAGCGACUGCAUAGAUACAUAGGUGAUCGACUGAGUAAAUAAAUCUUGCAUUUUUCCCUGUUUCGAGCGUAUUCUAUCUCAUAUUCCAGUCCGCCAAGAAAUACCACGACUCGUUUUAUCUCGGAAAAUGAUUUUUAUGGAUACACCACGGCAUUCGCUUUUUCUGAUCACAUAUCUUGUAAAGAAAUUACAUGUAGACGUGUCCGCAUGUUGAGUCAUUCAAUCAAGGGAAAUUCGCAGACAGUGGAAGGAUUACCUAUCAUCUUGUGCACCCACCGCAGAACACGCGUAACCUCCGGAACGACCAAUUUCGAACGGGUCAAAGUCUGCGAGUCCUUCAAAAAGAAUACCCGAAAACCCCGACAGACAGGUAAUAGCUUUUAGGAGGUGGAACAACAUAGCAACAUACAGGCAGAUGAGUUCGUGAAUGCUUGUUAGACUCCUGGCUAUAUUAUCUAUAUGUUUUUCGCCGGUAUCUUCGUCGGAGCUUCGCAGAAUUUGAAAACCGAACGACUACAAAAGCAGUUUUCGCAUUCAAGAAACGAAUACUUUUUCACAUUAGCGCCUUUCGCAACGUUCUUCAGGUUUGCUACGGCGAGGACGGUUGGAUUGUUAUUGGAGCAAAAGUCUGGCUUGCAAGUUGAAAUUCGGUUCAAAAAAUGUGGACUCGAAUCUUUUUACCGUGGCUGGCGCUACUGUGUCUGUGCGACUGCGGCUACGCUUACCAACGGAAGCAGACGACGAGCCUCCGCGAAGUGUACAUUUCUCAAUUUUGUUGUGCUUCAUCGAGAUCGCAACGACAAUUCGAUAGACCUUCGUUAUUCUGAAUCUUAUCUUUUCUAAAGAGUGUCGCUGCUCGAGUUUUUUUGCUUUAACUCGGCAUCUAUUGACGAGUCCCACAUAAUCAUGGAUAUAGUCGGAUGACAAAAAUGAAUCCCGACGUCGAACUUUUUCUUUUUUAGGUUCGCCGAGAAGAACAAGAAGCAAUGCAGCGAUGUCGUGGGAGAAGGGCUUCCAGAUAUUUGCGGCGGCAUUCAUUACGUCAAAGCCCGUAAAACUAAAAAGCCAGUUGAUGGUAACUAUGUUCGGUUAACGGCACAAAUGGAAGAUAAAUAUCUCGUCGAACGCGAAGAUCCAUAUUGGCCAUGGAACUUUGCAACAGAUGAGGAGGUAUUAGCUAACUGUGACGAGCUAUAUUCAUUGACAACAGCCUUGCACUCAUUCUCAUGGAAUGUUGAUGCUGGUAUGUUUACGUAGUGAGGUGGACAUUAUUUCUCUACGUAGCCGAAGUCUCGUCUCAACUCCAGCGUCUAUUGUUGGAUAACAAGAUACAGAAAACCACCCUUUCAGCAUCCACUACUUUGGUUUCUGAUCAGCAUUGUCAGAGACAUUCUAUCAAGUGACAGAUGUUGUUAUGAAUUACUGGGUGGUGUCUUUCUCGAGAACUACAACCCCUCAGCCUCAAAUGAUAUUCUUCCAGAUCGACGGAGACAUCAAAGAUCCUGAGAAUGUUAGAAAAGUGUGCUGCUAUUCUGAGACUGAUUGGUGCGCCAAACACGAAGAUGAGCUUACCGAUAUAUGUAAGUCGCGCCAAAUGGUUAUGAAAGAGAAGGGUGCAGUGGUACUUCUCGUGAGUAGAUUGUUGGACAACACGUAAGCGAAUGCUUUUGUCAUGAGUUAUGGCGAAUUUGAAUUAUUGCACAAGAAUUUUAGCGAUACAUACUUCAGUUUAACAUGAAUAGAUUUCUGGUUCCGUCUUUUUGACAGUGAUGCUGCCCCGCAUACGCAGGAACCAAAAGGUGACGUCGUAGCGUUCACCUCUUGCGUAAGAGGAUCAGACUUUCCUCUUACAAGCACAUGGAAUCUUUUUUGAAUGGUCACAAACGAAACACACUUCAGGAGGAGCUGGAAAAACUGUUAGCAACACAAAAUGCGGAAAACGCGCGCACCGAUGAGAAGUUCAGGGCUACGCUGAAAAUCGAAGUGGGCUGCUGCGAACCUGAGAAGUAUUUUUAUUUUCGUUAUUUCACUUGAUACUUGACUAAUGCUCACCGAAAUCAUGACAGAAAAAACCACGGAAAACGUGACAGAACGACACACGAGAUGCGAUCUGACGCAAUGUGCAAGCCUGUGUUUUGCGGCGCGCGGGUUUGAUCGGGCAAUGCCGUAAGCCAGAGGACAGCGUCGGGCGAAAAGUUCAUCCUCUGGUGAUAUGUCCCCACAAGCGUCCGCGGCCUCGAUUUUGUGUGUUCAUCGUCUGCUAGUGUCCGCGGCCUCAAUUGUGUGUACACAACAUGUGUGUGUGUGUGGUGUGUGUGCACAACAUGUGUGUGUGUGUGGUGUGUGUGUCGAUUGUGUGUGUGUGUGUGUGUCGAUUGUGUGUGUGUUUCGAUUGUGUGUGUCCGGAUUCCCUUCGUGCUACAUUUGGUCGCCUGCUCUGCAACUUUUAGUGACUCUUCGCAACUAGACAGAAAGAUAGGACCUGCUGGUCUAGGAGCGCUGCACAGCUAAAUUGGAUCUGCCUCUCUCAUGCUAUCAGGCAUCGGCGAGGCUGAAGGCAUUCCCCCCUGAAGUAAGCAGAUGCUAAAGGCCGGUCACGGAAGUGCUAUCCCCCCAUUUGAGAAAACCAUAGAAAAACCUGUCUUCCCAGUUAACAAAACCAUUUAGAAAAACCUGCUCGUCAUUCUUGCUUUUAUCAAAUAUUCAUAUUGACAGGUAUCAAGAGGAAGUAAAAAAACUCUGGUUAAAGCCGCGAGACACAACCGCGGGCACAACGAUGAGAUGCACCAAGCUGGAGGAGAAGUAUCUCCAAAACACUGUUUGCGGCGGGGCGCAGCCGGUGUUGGAGGGUCAGGUACUGAUUAACAUCUCUACGAGGGUUUGCUUGUCUCUCAUAUCACAUGGUACAAAUGCUAUAUAGUUUUCAAUUGUUUUUUCGCGCUUCCACGUCAUUAUGUAGUACGGGAACAGGUAUGACUUCUUCCAUAGUUUGAAAUGAGGUUUUUUGUUGAUUCGAAAUAAAGCAGGGGUGUACUCACCCUGAAAAUUACACGACAUUCAGUAGCUUGUCAAGCUACUGAAGUUACAUAAUGAUCGAUAUUUUUCAAAGUUCUUAAAUCUCAUUUCUUGGAGCAGUUUGUGACAAAGUCGGAAGAAUUCAAUGAGGGUGAGGAUGCGAGUAACGCUCGUUGGGGGUGCUGCUCCCUACCGUGGGAGCGCUGCAAUAGUCUCACUGAUGAGGAGCUAAAGCAGAUAUGCGGCCCCGAGGAGAAAAUAAACCGCGAUGGAAUCUGGAGACUGGAGAGAACUAAUUUGGUACGUCAUUUGUCUCCUAAAUAGCCUUUGCCAAUGCUAUUCUAGUUUUCGUAAUGGUGAUAAUCUUAAUCUGGGUACCUAUUGUGGUCAUCAUUCUCUCAGAGGUUAAACCGAGAAGAAGAUACUCAUUCUCAUUGAGUCCUCGUUAUAAUGAAUUUCCCGAAAAAAUGGCUCUCGUAGCAUGAACAAUUCUAUUAUGUUGACACAUGCUGGCACUCUGGUCGAUUACAUUCACAGCAUCAUUGGAUAAGUUGGAAUAAACCAUUCUUUCAGGGCGAGUCCAGUUCGUUAGAUCUUGUACGGAUUGCACGAGGAUUCGGAAUUCCUGAUUUGGGAUAUCACAGGAAGAGAACGCUUGCGUAUCACAAUCUUGUGGAUCACUGCUGCACUUAUACAAAGAAAUCGCACGAGGCAGCAGAACAGAAAUUGCAACUGGAAGUUCGACGCCGACACUACAUGUGGAAGAUGAAGUAAUACCGUAUAAUACACUCUGUUGUAGGCAGCAACAUGUGAUCCUGAUCCCAAUAUCCCAUUAUGGACGUUUAUUGCAUCUCUCCUUCGGUAAUCUACUUCUCAUGUGCCUUCUGGAGAAGACUUCUUAAUCGAUCUCCUGCUCUUCCAUCUUUUUUGUGUGCGGUUCCUCAGAGCAGCGGAUGCAUUCCUCUUAAUCUUCGCUUCGCGGUUGCAGUCCUAGUCGUGUAGGAAAUCGUAGUUACCGCACGGUUUUUACACCGUAAACAAAAUCCACAUCACAUCAGUCCCGCCACUGGCAAAGAGAAACUGUUGGACAAAGUAUGGGCGGCCUCUGAAACGAUGGCUGCGCGGGAACCGUCGUGGAAGAAAAGACUAUGGGAAACGAUAACUGAGCGAAAGCCAUGGUUUGAUAAGACGAAGUGGCUUGCUAAGGAGAGUUGGAGUGCUGGGAAAAAAGAGUGUAAAAAUAUCUGGGAUAGUUUUAGUCCCACUGUGGAAGAGGCUAACUUCUGGCUCUGUGGCGGGGAGCGGAGCCAGGGACUUGCUGAGUCGCCGAAAGUACUUCCUAUGACACAAACAACUUUCCCUCACCCUCGUCAGUCAUUUGGGUUUUCCUCUUGCGACAGUUUUGAAACUGAACUCUUUACGAAAUGAAAUGUUAUCUGAAAGGGCUAUUGCAAUAAGAUUUGCAUUAGUCAGCCAAGCUGAAUUCUCCACAAACCAUUUCGAACAGCCUUCAGAAGUGACGUUCGGAACAUUUACUGGCGAAAAGUGGACCAAUUCAGCGGAAAAGGAAAAUACGCUGGCUCUGCUAACAGUCAUCAGUGAGAUUCAAAAAAAAUGCUGCAGUGAUGUUCCAGUUGUCGAUAUGUCAACGUACCUACUUACUCUUACUCAGAUCGGUCUUCUCCUACUUUUAAGUCGUUUUUGUAGAGCUGGAAUCAUUCAUUUUUUGCCUUGUUGAGGAGCAUGUUUAAACCUUCACGGGCAAAAUGUAUCCUUGUCUACAGAGCCAUUGCAUCCAGCACAUGAAGUACCGAAGAAACCACUGUUGUAUCUGCUAUUAGUUUCAGAUUUAUAAUUUGGAUUUUUUAAGAUAUAUAAGUUAUACUUAGCUCGACGGGCUCCGGCUCGUUUCGACUUCAGAGACUAGAACCAACCUAGUUACUAGUAGGAGAGUCCUCACUUCAUCAGAGUUUCAUUAAUUUGGUUCCUCAUACAGGGAACCUCCUCGGACCAAAACAGUGAAGUGCUCUGACGUUCCGAGGCUGGCAACCGAAGCAUCAGAGAUGGGGUAUGACUCGCACGUUAGUCGCCACAGCUAUCCGCGUGCGACUUAUCAUGGUAAUGAUAUUUUCAACGAGCAGAGAAUGCAGCGCUGGAUUCGCGAACUAUGCGGUGACGCCAUCUCACCCAGCGACUUCAUCAGCUCUACGCCCAUUUCGGUUCCGGAUCACGUAGUCAAGGAUCAGGAGACAUAUUUGCGCGGCAGCGUUGUCCCUGUCGUACCCGCGAAUGCAUGUUAAGACGGGCAUCGUAAUUAAGCCAUUACCUCAGGCAAUUUUAUGAUUUUACCUCAGGCAGAUUCGCUCUUUUAUGAUUUUGCCUUGAGAAAUAACUACAUACUGAAUGACUUGUCCUUCGAUUUCAACCCUACUGCCAAUGCAUACUGAAUCAUUCGUUUGUUGAUUUUCUAAGUACAGUGGUGGUGGAGUGAUCAGUACGGAGACCCGAUGCCAGCUGCGACGCUUUACUUCAGCAGGUGCUGUCCAGCAAAGCAACAACGUGGGCUGAAGCGAGAGGCGGAUGCUAGCGGGUCGAGUGUGGAUAAGCCGGCUGAGAAGAGGACGAAUCAAGAGGAAGCAUCUUACGGCUACCGCAGUCGCGUCCCCAGGAGAGCUGUCCGUAGUUAUUUUUUCACAGAAAAAAGGAGGUGGGAGUGCUCUGAGGGAUGCGACUCUGGGAGCUCUAACCGAGUAGCGGAACUCUUGAAAGCGGCAAGACGGGGAACGCGGGAGAGGAGCAGAGGCGAGGCGCGGAUGCUGGCGUGUCGAGUGUGGGAAAGCUGGCUGAGGAGAGCACGAAUCAAGGGGAACUAUCUUACGACCACCGCAGUUGCAUCCCCAGGAGAGCUGUCCGUAGUUAUUUUUUCACAGAAAAAACAGGCUGGAGGGCUCUGAGGGAUGCGACUGUGAUAGUUCUAACCGAGUGGUGGAUCGCUCAAGACGGGGGACGCAAAAAGCCUGACUGCCAACGGGGGGGGCGGGAGAGCAGGCGCGCAAACUGGAGGAAAGAAAGGGAGGGAGCACCGACAGGAAGGAAGAGCAAGAAACAAAGGGAAAAGCGGCUAAGGCAGAGGCAAAGCAGGACCGAGAAAGCAACGGCGGGAAGCCCGCCAGCGAGAAAGAGGCUCCUGAAGAAGAGGAGCAAAAAGAGAAAGGGAGCACCAACGGGAAGGAAGAACAAGAAACAAUGGGAAAUGCGGAUGUGGCAAAGACAAAGCAGGAACAAGAAAGCAUCGGAGAGCCCGCCGGCGAGAAAGCGGCGACUGAAAAAGCAGAUAAGGCAGAGAAGGAAGGAGAGGAACAGGAGGAGGAGGCUCUGGAACCGAAGAAGGAAGGCAGCAGUUGCUGCUAAGAGGCGGCGGGUUCUUCAUACUGAAGAUCUCGUCAGAUAGUCUACCGGAGAUGUGGACCGUCCUCGGCGGUCUUGUUGUAGCACGGCGUUGUACUACAAUUACUUACUUAUUUUCUAUCAUACUUUGGAUAUUUGAGGAUCAGUCUCUCAGAGCCACUAUAAUGUAAUGUAGCUUUUCGACAAGUGCCACAAUGUAAUUAAUUAGCAAUAGUUUGUUUAUCUUCAUGUUUAAGUUUUUGCAUGGGUGAUCCUCCUUGUGAGAUAAUAGUCGUCCUUCUGAUUUUUGCAUACUUUUCGGCAUCAUGAUUAGUCGCUCCCAAUUGUAAGACACUCUCUUAUCAUGAACCCUGGUCUUCUGAUUGCUCAACCCUGGUCUUCUGAUUGCUCCUGGGUUAAUCCCUUCAUGCAAUCAUUAUAUGUACACACUUAAGACGAUCCAUACAUGUAUUACGCGUUCGCACAUCGAAGGCUAUGCCCUUCUGUUUACUCCUUAUACAAGGACGGAAUAUUUGUACCGCAUAUUUUUAUUUUGUAGAACGAAGAAAUCAAGAUUUUUGUCAUUGAGGUCUAAUUCAAUCGCAGGAGCAGAUAAAGAACUAAGUUCGCUUUCUUGGAUUAAUCAACACCAGAUAGAUAUUACAUAAUUUUCACAAAGUCACAGAGGAGGCUCUAGGGAAUCGGAGGCGCAACCCGAGUCGUCGAACGCCAUAAUGUCACGUCCUUUCCAUCGCCUCCGAAGGUGAUUUUUCUCGAACAGAUAUCCGCUUGAAAAUAUGAUAGUAACCACCGCCAUUAGCACAGAAUAACUGAGAGUAUAGCAAGUCAAGAACCGACUGACCCAGUAAUGUUAAUAUACGCAUUCCUAAAUAAUUAGAUUCACAGCCUACAUAAUCGAUGAUUUUUGACUUAACAACACGAACAUAUCUUCUAACGCAUAAACCAAAGACCUACGAAAUGCACAUUGAUGCAGGCCACACAAAAGACACGAACAAGGUGCAGCUGAUGUGGAAUUACUUUUAGAAUAUGAAACCGGGAGAUUAGACUGUAAACUGAUUCACUGAACAACAAGGAAACACGAAAACUUGAAAAAUUAUCACACGUCUACGCAAGACCUAGUCCGACACAGAGCAACUACAACACUCCUGAUCAAAAAUCGAGAAAAUGCCUCUGAUGGUUCCGGUCACGGCGAGGUUGAGAGCCAUGCUCUUCCUCG
This is a messenger RNA of Amoebophrya sp. A25, 7861 nucleotides long. Lineage: Eukaryota; Dinophyceae; Syndiniales; Amoebophryaceae. The record is from the annotation of a GenBank genome assembly.